Molecule: messenger RNA, 954 nt
Organism: Maniola jurtina (meadow brown)
Lineage: Eukaryota; Metazoa; Arthropoda; Insecta; Lepidoptera; Nymphalidae
Exons: 2
Coding region: 1-954 (317 amino acids)
Source: RefSeq, a predicted model, not a curated record
AUGGUGAAGAAUGGGUUCCGCCCACACGCUAAUGCUUCCCACUUCCCAGAGAAAGCUAAGAAUUACAUGAUGAUUUUAGAGAACAAAACUGAUCUAGUGAUCCAUUUGGAUCAAUUAAGAUCAUUGCCCUCGUGGAAUCCACUAGCUAAAUCCGUAGCUUACUAUCAAUUAAAAUCACAAGAAGAUAGCGAAAAUGCAGCAAUCGAAUUAAUAAACGCAUUUCGUGGCUUCAAAAUCCUUAAAACUAUAAUUUUAAUAAACUCUCCCAUAAACGAUGACAUAACCGCGUAUUCCUGGUCUCCAUACAGUGAUGAUAAUUGCGCGAGUGAAUGUAAAUCCGUAUACAUUUUAGACACAUGCAAAGAUAACAAUAUAAAGCAAUUUGAACCUCAAAGGGAGAUGUUUCCAUCAGACUUAAAAGGAUGCCCUUUAAUAACGUAUGCCGUCAUAUCCGAACCGUAUGUGAUGCCUCCCGAAAGAAAAGUAACGAACACAAUAUGGAGCGACGCUUAUGAAUUUCAAAAGGGUGGGGAGAUAAACCUUCGGGCAGCUUUUGGCAGGAAUUUCGCCGUUGUCUCGUCAAGAAGGCAGGCGGUGUAUAUGGAUCAGAGAUUGGGUAAAGGUACGCCUUUGAUAUAUUGCUUUCCUGAGAGUGAUAAUCUGUACAAAUAUGGUGUGGUUCUGCUAGCGAGGCAAUGGUUCCCGAUGUUGGAAAGGUUCAACAAUAUUAUACGAAGUGUUUCAGAGAACGGCUUGAUAGAUAAAUGGAAUGAGGAAAUGUUUACAAACAAUAUGCACGACGGAACCAGUACCAUACUGCCUUUAAGUACCCAACAUUUACUAGGGGCUUUUAUGCUGAUUGGUAUAUUGUAUGUUGUUAGUGCUGGGAUCUUUAUAGGGGAAAUAGUGUUGGGUAAUUUAAAACGUAGACACAUUAACUGCAAGGAAUUUUAA